AGGGAACCACAGAACGCGGCCCGGGCUCUGGGUUGGGUGGAGACGCGCAUUGUUUGGGCUCCGGGCCGGAUCGAUGGCGGCGGGGCUGCUGGGCGGCUUGGGGUCGGAGCGAAGGCUGGCCCGCUCGGUAGCUCAUCUUCUUAUUACAUUGAAGUGCAAAGGAAGGAAAACUCCUUCCAGUCGUCAGGCCUCUCCUGGGAUGAGGCUGAAAAGUUCUAUUUGCACCCUGUUUACCUGACUGAGCAGAGGACAAAGGAACAUAAUUUUGCCAAGAUUAAGCUGGAAGCAUUCCUCCGAGCCUACACUGGCAAUGCUGAAGAAUGUAAUAGGAAAAUCCAGGAGAACCUGGCCAAGCAAAGGGAGGUGGAAAAGCUUAUUAAAAAGAUGUCCCGAGUAAUACUCAGAUUCAUCAUUUUAUAUAUUUCAUGUAAGGGGGAAAAACGGGCUAUUUUUUACUCCAGUUCAUAUUCAUUAGACUAGUAUUUCUCAACCUCAGCAAGUUUAAGAUGUGUGGACUUCAACACCCAGAAUUCCCCAGCCAGCAAGUCCACAUAUCUGAAAGCAUGCUGGCUGGGGAAUUCUGGGAGUUGAAGUCCCCGCAUUUUAAAAUUGCUGAGGUUGGAAGACAUUGCAACACCAAACCAGUUGAUGGUACUUCCAGUAUAUGGUACUAGUCAAACUUUCUUUCCGAUGAAAGAGGACCGGCUUAAAUGGGGAAGAGGUGGAUCAAAAAGGCAAGAUAUAAAAGUUCUGACCGAUCUUCUUCUUCCUCUUCUUCUUCCUCUUCUUCUUCUACUUCUUCUUCUUCUUCUCCUCCUCCUCCUCCUCCUCCUCCUCCUCCUUCUUCCUGCAUUAAUGCCAUAAUAUUCUUACCAUCAGUAGUGGCUCUCACUCCUCAUUAUUAUUAUUUUUAUAAGUCAACCAGUAGGCUGCAAAGAUACCCUAUCUUCCUAACUGGAUCAUAUCCUGAAAGAGAAAUAUCCUACGUUUUUGUUUAUAUCUGUGAAUUUCUUUACUUUCCCAGAACACUCCAAGCUUAUAAUACCUGGGACAUUCUAGGAAAGUAACUUGUGGUUGUGAAGCAGCAAUUUGAAAGGAGGUGCUUAACUGGGAAUGGAGCAAAUGAUUAUGUACCUGACAGAAUAAACGAGAUGAAAAUGAAGAACAGGACAAGGCCGAACAAGCUGUCAGGCAGCCUCUCCAAACUCUAUUUGAACGCUGUUCCACGCAUGUCACCAGAAGAAGUGAAAAGACUGGUUUCAUCAGCAUCCAAGCUCAUUGUUGCCGCGACUUCUAAAAUCUCCCCAGAAGAAAUGGAAACAACUCAAGGGCUUAAGAGAAGAGAGACGAAGAAUGCUAAGAGUUUCCACAAGAAGGAUUUUUCCACCAUCCAUUUUCAUGAGGAUCAAGCGAGAAGAGGCCAACAAAGCCGAACAAGACAAAGCGAUAAAGAGAUAAAUGGAAAGGCCAAAGCUUCAAAUGCUUGCAGUCCCUCUCCGGCUAAAUCUAACAGAAUUUUGUCCAUGGCUGCUUGGAAUUCUCAGCAGAAGAACUCUGUGCCUUCUUGGAAAGGUACAGAUAAUGCCGGCAUGCGUUCUCGUACAUCAUUUAAAAUCAGAAGACAGGAGUCCUCUUCCAAACCCGGUGAAAAUGUUUCAAGCAAGAAGUGUCCAUCGAGAAAGCCCCUGGCUCCAAAACCAAGCCAGGCCCUUGGAUCCAAAGCCCAUGAAGAUCGGCUUCAACGUUCGGCCGUCUCGAAAACCAAAGGGCAGGACGUGUCGAAAGGGAGCCGCGUUCACCCCUCUGCCAGGUCAACGGCUGAGAUUUACAGCAGCCGGCCUUCAGCGAGCGGAAAAAAGAUCAGAAAGCAACUCAGUUCUGAAAUGGUUUCCAGGUCCUCUAUCCUGAAAAGGGCCAGCGAUCCUAAACCCCACCGAAAUGAUCCUGGAGAAAAGCUUGUGAAAUGCACGCAAAGGAACGGGUUUAAAGACGAACGGGAAGGAAGGGAUUCACUAUCCCGAACCGCUUCCAAAGGCCAUCAGGUCAACUUUGCAAAUUGGGAAUCUCUUGGCUUGGAGAGGGGUAGAGUAAGAGGCUCUGAUGAUGAUGGGGAUGACGAUGAUGGGGCCACUGCAUCUUACCCAGAGGAAUGUGGGCUCACAGGAUACAUUAAAGAAGGAUGUAACUCUACAGUCCAACAAGGACCGACUUUUCUGCAUGAGCUUUGCCAGAUGACUCAAGAAGCACCUGCUGAUCAGACUGAGAGCGAAUCGAACCAGUCGUUCUCUUGGAAGGAGCCACGAGUCGUCCGUGCAGAGGAGGAUCACGUUAAUAGCUUGCAUGCGUUAGAAGAGUCCCGUAAACAGGAGGACAUCUGCAUCCCACCCAGGGCUCCAGCUGGCUGCAGAUGUUCAGAACUACCAAAUUACUGCGUGUGUGAAAUCAGGGAAGAGCAGGAGAUCGGAUUUCCUGGGAAAGCUACAGUGCUUUUGAAAAGUUUGGACAGGGGACUAUCCGAUGACGAGUUCACCAACUCGUCUCUCAAGCAGUGCCAGAUCGUCAAGCUGGUUAUGCGAACAGACGGUUGAAAACAUGACACUGAAGGAGGGCGUCAACCCCAAGAUGAUAACGUUUCUUUAGCAACUUCAGAAGGCUCCCGAAAAUGGCACCAUCCCACAGGAAGUGUCCCGUCAGUAUGAAAAAUAGAAGUAAAAAUCUUGUUAAAUUUUCCUUGCCAGUGACUGCAUUUCAUUCGAUGCUCGAGAAGUCUCUAAGUUACACACUUUUACAUUAUUUUGUAAUAAUCCGAAUUUGCUCAAGGAUGUCGCAACAGUUUGGUAGACCAUUAGAUGAUUUACUGCAGAUCUCUAGAUUUCUCUCGGGGUGUUUUCCUUCUAGACCUGUUGGAUUAUAGCUUCCACUGCUCCAAGCAUUAUGCUGGUUUUAAGAUUUGGUAUUUAUGUAACCUUAUAAUGAAGUUAGAACUAGUACUUCUAAAUGUGCUUCUUUUCCGGACAAUACUGAUCAUGAAAAUAAGGCCAUAUUUUUCCAGACAAGGAGUUUAUUUUUCUGUUUCUCCAAAUUUUUUCAGCUCAGAUCCCUGAACCUAAAACAGCGUAUUUUAAAACUGAGUUGUGUCUAAUUCUGGCUGCUACUUCAUUUAUUGCUCAACCUAAAUCCAAUUUAACACAGUAUUUCAGUGUUCAUAGCAGUCAAAUAAUCAGUAUUGUGUUUUUAUGUUUUCCCCAUAUUUUAGCCAAAUCCUGACUAAAUGACAAUAAAUGAUGGAAAUUUAUUGUAGGUAUAAAUAACUUAUGCGCUGAUUAUGUAACUGACGAUGAUGCUACGACAUUGCAAAAAUUUUAUUCUGAUGAAGCUGUUUUGAGUAUCUUUUCUUAUAAAGUAUUUUCUUCAGUUAGCCCAAUCAUCUUUUAAAACUGUCCAAACACAAAUAAAAGCGUGUUGUUUCUA
Messenger RNA from Crotalus tigris (Tiger rattlesnake), 3471 nucleotides. RefSeq lists its product as uncharacterized. The record is from RefSeq and is a predicted model, not a curated record. Lineage: Eukaryota; Metazoa; Chordata; Lepidosauria; Squamata; Viperidae. Bases 1152 to 2588 code for a protein of 478 amino acids. The transcript is spliced from 8 exons.